GGUAACAGAGUCAGAAAACUUUCCAACUAAACACCGAUAAGACUUCAUACAACUCACAAUACUCUAUAUUGUAAUCAUCACAACAGCCAAGGCUAUCCAAAAGAAGAGAGUGACUGAGCUCACAUUUGACUGUCAGCUUUUUACCUUUCUCUUCACCAUUUAAAACUUGAGACUUCCUGUUUUCCUGGGGUCAUGGAGAAAGUCCAAUACCUCACUCGCUCUGCUAUAAGAAGAGCUUCAACCAUUGAAAUGCCUCAACAAGCACGUCAAAAUCUCCAGAACCUAUUUAUAAAUUUCUGUCUCAUUUUAAUAUGUCUCUUGUUGAUCUGCAUCAUUGUGAUGCUUCUCUGAAGUUCUGCUGCAAUCUCCAGUGAUGCAACUUGUGACCAUCAGCUUAAAAUCUGCCAUCCCAUGAAGAAGGGAAAAAAAUACUACAUAACAGACCACUUCCUAAGUAGAAGAAUUUCUUUGUGAAAAGGUCAAGAUUCAGGACAAAACUAAUUGUUAGCAAAUAUAUUCAUCUGCGGGAUCUUGUAAACAUGAAAAGAGCUUUAUUUUCAAAAAUUAACUUCAAAAUGACUGUAAGUGUGCAUAAUGUAACUUGAAUUCAGAAACUUACAGAGCUUGUAAGUUUCUAUCCCAAAUCUUUUCUGAGGAUAAUGUAGGCUUUAGUUUUGAAACUGCACUGCUAACCAGUUCACUUCACGUAUAAAGCAUUAGCUUCACUAUUUGGGGUAAAUAUAAUUUACAUUGUACUGUAAAAGCCUCCGUGAUGUUUAUUAAAUAUUUUUCAGGUCUUCACCAAGUACCAAUAUAAUCAUUCAAAUGAACAGUCAUCAUUUGAAAUAGCCUACUGAUUCCUCACAUCUGUUAUCUUUAUUAUUAUCAUUCAGAACUCUUUGUAGUAACUCACAUAACCUACAUUUUAAAAUAGAAAUUGUAUUCUUUCUCUGUACUACACUAACAUUUUUUUAAAGUUUAAGAGAACCAAAUAAGAAAAAGUAAGGCCAUACUCUUAUAUAAAUAAAAUUUCUCUUAACUAAUUUUUUCAAAGAAUUACAGAAUGCUAGUAUAUGAAGGCAAACCAUAAAUGUGUUCUCUGUAGUACAUUAUGAUCAAUAGACAAGAACUACUGGUUAAUUUAACAGGUGACAAUAUGAUUAGCCAUAAUUACUAAUACACUAGUAGAACAGAGUCUACCCUAACUUAAAGCGCUGUAGUUGAUCAUCUAAGUAGAUAACCUACCACACUAUGUCUUUGAAAUCAUGAAAUCUUAAGACUUUAGAAUGAUUUUAUAGAUUGUCAUCUAUUCUUAACCUCAUCCUCAAUAUAGGCAAGGAGAAGAAUUUCAAAAAUAAUAAAAAGAAAAUAUGCCCUUUCAAGCAUUAAAAAAAAAUAAAAUUGGGGGCUCCCCAAAAUUAAUUCUUUGAUCACAUUUUGACAGGAACUUUUUAUCCUACGGUUUAUAAGAGGACAUAGCUAUUUUCCUUAAUCUGUCAACCAAAUGGUCAAUACCUACUUGGUAGGCCAUUCUAUCAUGCUAAAUUAUAAACCCAGCAAAGUUAAUCUACAAUUAUUUUCUUGCUGAAUAUAUUUUCAAUUUCCCCUCUGAUCACUUAAAAAUAUCUUCCAACUCAUAACAGAAGUAAAACUUGGUACUGGAAAAUACAUUCACCAAAAUUUGUUAAUUUAACUUGAUUCAGUUUAGAAUUAGGCCUAAAGUGGUUUAUACCUGUACUGCAGAGUCCAAUAAUUUUAACUUCAAUUCAAGACAUAUUACUAAUACAGCAGUUACUAAAAGAGUAGAGGACACAUAAUUUACUGUAUGAUUUGCUAAAAUGUGGUUACUAAAAGAAUUUGAAAAGUCAGUACUGAUCUUGGUUUAUAGCACAAGUGUGGCUAACAGAUUAGUAAAGGAGACACUGCUUUUAAUUUUUUCUGGGUACCUGACAGGUACCGGAGAUGGGGAAGGGGAUAGUUUUGAUUCACUGAUAUUUGAGGAACAGAGGAAAAAGGAUUUCAUACUGACAGGGAGAUUUCAGCAAAGCCUCAUCUAUGGGUUGGAGAUCCCUAAUAUCAACUAGAAAGCUUAUAAAUAAUAAGCAAUACAUUCACAUCACUGGUCUCAGUAAUUACUUGUGAAAAAGUACCAAGUUCUAUAAUUAGCUGCACUGAUGUUAAUAAGUGGGAAACUUGAAAUGCUAAAUUCCGUUCCUUUCAUUGUGUUGUUCAUUAUUACAAUAUAGACAUCAAACUAUAAAAUGUGAAGUUAUGGGGUAUUUCCCUAAGUAAAUAGAAAUAAGUUUUUUGUUUUUUCAUGCUGACUUUAAUAGAAAUUAAAACCUUUUUCUUGAGGAUUACAGAAUACUGAAACUCAUUAUAAUGUAGAACAAAAACCUAUUCUUUAAAUGGAAUUUAUUUAUUCUGUUUAUCAUGAUAUGUAAACAGUAAGAUAUAAUAAAACAAUGUAUUUAAAAUUUUUAAAUACCAAAUGUUCUUUCUACUGUAGAAUAAAUUUUAAUCUUAAUUUACAGAGUACUAAAAAUGAACUAAUUUUUAAAUGUUUAAUGUUGCCCUUUAUAUUUUAGUUGGUUCAAAAUGUUUAUUUAAUGUAAAUCACCUAUAUUAAAAAGAACCUUCUUGAACUCAGUGAAAUCGCUCUUUAAUACAACUCAUGAUUGAUACGGCCAUAAAACAAUUUAUAAGCA
Molecule: messenger RNA, 2708 nt
Organism: Leptonychotes weddellii (Weddell seal)
Lineage: Eukaryota; Metazoa; Chordata; Mammalia; Carnivora; Phocidae
Gene: PLN
Product: phospholamban
Biological process (GO): negative regulation of ATPase-coupled calcium transmembrane transporter activity; negative regulation of calcium ion import into sarcoplasmic reticulum; negative regulation of heart rate
Cellular component (GO): membrane; sarcoplasmic reticulum
Molecular function (GO): ATPase inhibitor activity
Source: RefSeq, a predicted model, not a curated record